Helicoverpa armigera (cotton bollworm) is the source of this 809-nucleotide messenger RNA. RefSeq lists its product as uncharacterized. The coding region runs from base 1 to 582 and encodes 193 amino acids. Gene Ontology annotation, biological process: sensory perception of taste. The transcript is spliced from 4 exons. Gene Ontology annotation, cellular component: membrane. NCBI's taxonomy places the organism in Eukaryota, Metazoa, Arthropoda, Insecta, Lepidoptera, Noctuidae. The record is from RefSeq and is a predicted model, not a curated record.
AUGAUUGAGCGUCGCAUGCAGUGCUUGCGUUUAUUUUUGGAAAGGAAUCAUGUUCCGAUAAAUAUUGUCGGUAGAAAUGAAAUAGCAUUGAGUAUCAAAAAUGUGAGAAAAAGUUUGUUUUAUUAUAACAACCUGCUGGAUGAGUUUACGACAGUUGAUAAACACCUUCAAUAUUUGUUAAUGAUCCAGUACCUUGGCAACUUCCCCAAACUAUUAGUUGUAAUAUAUGCAUUAUCUUCGCUUGUUUUUGAAGGAACCCCGGUGCGCCCUCCACUGAUUUUCAUAGCUGUAUCUGAGGCGAUUUUAACAGUAUUAACAUUGGCUUCUGCGGCAUUAGUCGUAGAAGGAAUCAUAUGGCAAGUGGACAAAAUAAAAGAAAUUCUAACUGCACAGCUAAUGAGAUGUUCAGACGAGUCGCUCCGGUUCGAGCUGCAGACGGCGCUGCAGUACGUGCGCCUGCGUCCGUUCCGAUACACGCUCUGCCGCGCGAUACCACUUGAUGUCAACAUGCUCUUCACCAUCAUAUCUUUAUGCAUCACUUAUGUCAUUGUGGGUUUGCAGCUAACGCAUUUCAGUCAGUAAGGGUAAUAGAGAAAUUUCAAAAUUUUAUUGUCCAGAUAAUAGAUUUUAGUUCCACGAUUUUAUCAGUGCAGUAGUUGUUAAUAUUUAUCUAGUUUCCAGAUUGUAGUAUUUUAGCUUCUAUAUUAGCAUCUAUUUUAAUUAUAUUAUUAUGAUCAACUCACAUUGGUAUUAGAAUAAUUUAAUAGCUUUUGGUGUUCGGCUAAAAAGCGAAAUGUAGUGUAACCAUU